Cryptomeria japonica (Japanese cedar) is the source of this 2391-nucleotide messenger RNA. Its product is annotated as CBL-interacting protein kinase 32. Bases 527 to 1849 code for a protein of 440 amino acids. Gene Ontology annotation, biological process: protein phosphorylation; signal transduction. The record is from RefSeq and is a predicted model, not a curated record. Gene Ontology annotation, molecular function: protein kinase activity; ATP binding. The transcript has 14 exons. Lineage: Eukaryota; Viridiplantae; Streptophyta; Pinopsida; Cupressales; Cupressaceae.
UCACAAAAUAUUCAGAACGUUAUCAUGAUUGACGAAUCAUGUCAAUUAUGGUUUAUCGUGUGAAAACCGAGUCCGAGCCUGUUCAAUUCGAUGCCUCGGAUGCCGAACCUCACCCUAUAUAUACUCAUUCCUUUCUGACAAGCACCGAUUUCUAACCCGAUUGUACUUAAUUGUAGAAUAUCGAAGAAAAUCACACCCGCAGGGGAAAUAGAGGGAGUAAGUAUGAAUCUGACCGCUUGGUUUGCCACCGAAUUGCAUUAAUUGAAUUGGGUCGUAAUUAGUUUUCCCUUUCAUUGCUACCCGUUUCUGUUUGAGCUGUAAAAAUAUUCAGUUACAGGGUUGUGGCACUGGUUGAUUCAGAGUUGAAAAUUUCUGUUUGGAUUCAAUCGAAAAUUUUAGUGCGGCGUUCAUAUUUUUUCGCAGUCAAUGAGUAUGAUGUGUUAAGUGUCCUUUCGAACAAGGAGCAGUGAAGGUGCAGGUGGAUCUGAGGUGGGUUUGAAGGGAUUGUACUAGAGUUAGAGCUACUAUGAGCAUACAGAAUUUAAAGGCGCGGGUGGGCAAAUAUGAGGUGGGAAGAACCCUCGGGGAGGGCACUUUUGCCAAGGUGAAAUUCGCCCGGAAUUCUGAGACUGGUGACAGCGUAGCGAUCAAGGUGCUCGACAAGGAAAAAGUGCUCAAGCACAAGAUGGUAGAACAGAUAAAGCGGGAGAUAUCUACAAUGAAAUUGAUCAAGCAUCCAAAUGUAGUUCAGCUGUAUGAGGUCAUGGCCAGUAAGACAAAAAUCUACAUUGUUCUUGAGUUUGUAUCUGGAGGCGAACUCUUCGACAAAAUUGUUAACCAUGGAAGAUUGAGGGAAGAUGAAGCAAGGAGAUACUUCCAGCAACUUAUUAACGCUGUUGAUUAUUGCCACAGUAGAGGUGUUUACCAUAGAGAUUUGAAGCCUGAAAAUUUGCUUCUGGACACAUACGGGAAUUUGAAAAUAUCUGAUUUUGGCCUUAGUGCAUUGUCUCAGCAAGUCAGGGAUGAUGGUUUGCUUCACACCACUUGUGGAACUCCGAACUAUGUUGCCCCUGAAGUCAUCAAUGAUAAGGGUUAUGAUGGGGCGACAGCAGACUUGUGGUCAUGUGGUGUUAUCCUGUUUGUUUUGAUGGCAGGGUAUUUGCCUUUUGACGAUCCAAAUCUCAUGACAUUAUAUAAAAAGAUUUACAAAGCAGAUUUCACAUGUCCUGCAUGGUUUUCUACAAGUGCAAAGAAAUUUAUCACAAGAAUUUUAGAUCCUAAUCCUAAGACACGAAUUACAAUACCUGAGAUCUUAGAAAAUGAUUGGUUUAAGAAAGGUUAUAAGCCGCCUAAGUUUAAAGAGGAAGAGGAUGUAAAUCUGGAUGAUGUUGAUGCCGUUUUCAAUGACUCAGAAGAACAUCUUGUGACAGAGAAAAAGGAAAAAACGCCAGCAGCAAUGAAUGCAUUUGAACUUAUCUCCAUGUCACAGGGACUCAAUCUUGGUAAUCUGUUUGAGAAGAAGUUGGGCAUGGUUAAGCGAGAAACAAGGUUUACAUCUAAAUGCCCUGCAAAUGAGAUAGUAUCAAAACUUGAGGAAGCUGCAAAGCCUCUAGGCUUCAAUGUCCAAAAACGAAAUUACAAGAUGAAAAUGCAAGGUUCGAAGACUGGACGAAAGGGUCAUUUGAAUGUUGCUACAGAGGUGUUUGAAGUAGCUCCUUCUCUUUACAUGGUUGAGGUCCGCAAGGCUGGAGGUGAUACUUUGGAAUUUCACAAGUUUUAUAAGAACCUUUCAACAGGCCUAAAAGAUGUAGUUUGGAAAGCCGAAGAUGACGUGGAAGAGAAGAGCUAGAUUUUAGUCACUUUAAACUAUAAUACAUGGAAAAGUAGCCUAUUAGAAAAUUCCCUUGUAAUUUCAAUAUUCUUCUCUGAGUGGUUUCAUUUUGUUGGGUUCUCAUAUAAAUAACUGUUCAUCUUGCCAAGGUCUCUUCUCCUCUAGUUUUGUGGUGUUGCAGUGGUAGUCUUGAAGAUGACUGCAAAUUCUUUGCAAAUCUAUACUUGGAUGUAGUCAAAUGCUUGUUUUGAGGCUGUCUGUGCUCACUUUGGGCUUGAUAAAAGCUUUUACUACAACGAUAUACAGUGAGUAAAUUAAGAGUGCACUGAACCUUAAAAAUUAACUAUUUGAGUUUUGGGUGUACUCUGUAUUAUUCAUCUUAUAUGAAGUGUAGGCUUCCCUCGUGUAGUCUUGGUACCUGCAGAGUAUCAAAAAUUCAUUCACCUAUCCAGCUAGGGGAAAGCUUUCAGUCACUGCAACGCAGGAACUUGUAUCAGUUCCAUAAUUUUUGUAAAGUGAAUAAAUUGAUGUAUUUAUGUAUUUCUGAAGUUUGUUGGUUA